This is a messenger RNA of Lodderomyces oxycetoniae, 2259 nucleotides long. RefSeq lists its product as uncharacterized. Gene Ontology annotation, molecular function: DNA binding; transcription regulator activity. The record is from RefSeq and is a predicted model, not a curated record. The transcript has a single exon. NCBI's taxonomy places the organism in Eukaryota, Fungi, Ascomycota, Pichiomycetes, Serinales, Debaryomycetaceae. Gene Ontology annotation, cellular component: SBF transcription complex; MBF transcription complex. Bases 1 to 2259 code for a protein of 752 amino acids.
AUGAUACCACAAAUUCGAUCUCAGCAAUGGUCCAAUAACAACAACCGUAUCAGUUCUCCAUCAUACCCAUUACCUUCAAUAUCUCUGUCUCUUAAUCAUUCACUUGCAGAGAAAGAUGCAUUGCCAAAGCUUCCACCUAUACAUUUUCUCACAGAACAAGCAAACUUUUAUAGCACACAGCAACAGCAACAACAACAACAACAACAACAACAGCAUGUUGUUGUUGUUGUUGUUGUUGUUGUUGUUGUUGUUGUUGUUGUUGUUGUUGAAUUACAACUACAACAACUACAGCCGAGCGUUUCCCAUCGUCGGUUACCAAUAAAACCAAAUACAUACUCUAUUCUCUCCCAUUAUCCUCAAACUACAGGACACACAAGUACCUCACCAAAAGCUUCAUCAUCAUAUAUCGGGGAACAAUACAUAUUCACACAAUCUUCUCCUACUUCGCCAAUAUCUCCCGUCUUUUCUCCAUACCAAGUGCAACAAAAUCAGCAAUAUCAACAAUAUCAGCAGAAUCAUCAAUAUCAGCAAAAUCAGCAAAUCCAGCAAAUGCAAUUUCAACAUAAACUAGGGAACUACUCACAAACACCACCACCCUCACUACCUCUUCCUCUACCACAACCUUCUUUUAAAAUGACAAGUCAUUUAUCUUACCUGUCAAAUACUGAUCACACAGCAUUUCAAGCGCCCUCGCCUAACGUACCACAAACAGUGUCUCCUGUAACAAGCACCAACUCAUAUCUGGAUCAACGAAGAACGAAGAGAAAGUAUACUAAAGCAAUUAGUAAAGGCGGUUCCAACUAUUCUAGAUUCCAUUCCAAAUCCACUGCCUCUUUAUCUUUUUCACCUCCAUCGCAAAAUUACAAUAAAAGAAAGCCUAGACAAAGUCUUGUUGUCGAUGAAGAGGCAAUUCAUUACCCAAUUCAUAAAGAUGUUUUAUUAGCCAAUGUUCCCAGUGCAACUGUUGAACAAUUAAACACAUUUAUUUACCCCAGGAUUGAAACCAAAAAAUAUUCUACUUCAGCUAUAGACCCUGUACGAAAUUUCCUCACUGUUUAUGAGUACGUGGUGAAUGAUCAUUGGAUUAUAUGGGAUUAUGAAACGGGAUUUGUCCAUUUAACAGGAAUUUGGAAAGCUUCUCUUUCAAGUGUUGAGGAUUCCAACCAUGCCAUACCAUCAGCUAAUCAUUUAAAAGCCGAUAUUGUCAAAUUAUUGGAAUCAACACCAAAAGAAUACCAGGCAUAUAUCAAGAGAAUCAGAGGUGGGUUUUUGAAAAUUCAAGGUACUUGGUUACCUUUUGAAUUGUGCAAAAUACUAGCACGAAGAUUCUGUUACUAUAUUAGGUAUGCUUUAAUACCUAUAUUUGGAGUUGACUUUCCUGAAUCAUGUCUCGAUCCAAAUGAAAAAGGGUUUGGUGAGUUGAAGUUGGAUGAUUUAACUGAUUUUGAGCAAGAUUUGUUGCCCAAACCUGUACCACCGCCUGCCUCAAUUGCAUCACAGAAUGAAUUGGCUCAACAGGCAGCACUUGGAUCACCCCUUAGCCUUGGAAAGAAGGACAAUGAUGUUCAACUUGGUAAUGGUGAAAUUCCAGUAAUGGGCAUUUUCCAUUCGACCCCGCAACCACAAGAAAGAAAAGAUGAUGAUGAUGAUGAUGAUGAUGAUGAUGAUGAUGAUGAGGGAGAGGGAGAGGGAGAAGAACGGCGGCGGCGGCAGCAACAACAACAACAACAACAACAACAACAAAAGCGAAUUGACUCACUGGAAAUACCAUACCACCAUUACCAAUGCAAUUCAGUAGGCAGUGAAUCUUUGCAAAAGCCAGCGACUCCUUCAACUGGCAAUAUGACGUCUGAUAAUGGUGAGGGAAAUAGCUAUAGCGACUUGCUUGAAAUAAUGAAUGCUUCCAAAUGUCUUCAAUCUUUAGGUAGAGAUUGCAAGAUUCGAAAAUGCAAGAGCCUCUCUGAGAUUUGUACCGAGAGAAAGAUCAAUGAUAAUAACAAUAAUAAUGAUGACGAUGCAGCUACUGAAAAUGAAGAUGAGGAAGAUAUCAAUUAUACUGUUUUGCUAAAUAAGAAACUUUACAAUGAUGCUACUGGAAUCUCUUCAAUUUUGUUAGCUGCAAAGUUGAAAGAAGGCAAUAAUGAUGCCUCCUUGCUGCUUGACAAAUACCUAAUCAACAAUGAAAAACUUGAUAACCCAAGACCGAGUAUGAAAAUCGGUGACUUGACUGCUCCACUAGCGAGCAAAGCAAGCUUGUAA